This is a messenger RNA of Myripristis murdjan (pinecone soldierfish), 1702 nucleotides long. RefSeq names its product zinc finger protein 385D-like. Gene Ontology annotation, molecular function: nucleic acid binding; zinc ion binding. Gene Ontology annotation, cellular component: nucleus. Bases 51 to 1220 code for a protein of 389 amino acids. The record is from RefSeq and is a predicted model, not a curated record. The transcript is spliced from 8 exons. Lineage: Eukaryota; Metazoa; Chordata; Actinopteri; Holocentriformes; Holocentridae.
GAGACUCUUACCUCACACUGAGGAGCCAUCGGAUCUCUAUAGCUGCCGUCAUGUAUUUUGGUAAUGUGUGUCAGACCGCUCUGCCACCUCUGGCCCGUCCUGCGGUGGGCAGGACCCAGCUGUCCCCGGACCUGAAGCCCCUCCUCCCCUUCCACCUGCUUCCUGGGUUCAGUGAUAUGGAUCAUGUCCAUAAAACUCUGAUUGGCUCAGGCUUUGGGCUAACCACACCCCUGAAGAGGAAGCCCAGUUCCUGCGGAGUUUGCCGAUUGAGGUUCAACUCUGAGGCGCAGGCUUCAUCCCAUUACAGCGGCACCAAACACGCCAAGAGGCUGAAAGCUUUGGAUGCCCAGGAUUCUAAGAUCAGGACCUCUGAACCAGUCGCCAAGGAAACCACGUCGCAAAUCCUCUUGUUACCUUACUCACAGCCCUCCAGCUCAGACACUACAUCAGGAGAUCUGCCAGCACCAAACCUCGUGUCAGAGGUGCCGCCAUCAAACAGCAGCCCCGCUGAAACCAUGAAGGCGCCCACUGACCCCACCGUGUCACCUUGCCUUAAGACAGAGAAAGAGACGCAAAGAGACAGAGAGGUGGAGGCGCCUGCGGAGGAGGAGACGGAAGAAGAGAAAGCUAUGCGACUCCUCUACUGCUCCCUCUGCAAGGUGGCAGUCAACUCUGCCUCCCAGCUGCAGGCCCACAACAGUGGCACCAAGCACAAGACAAUGCUGGAGGCUAGGAGUGGCGAUGGAGCCAUCAAAUCCUUCCCCAGGUCAGGGGUCAAAGCCAAGCUGGCUACGCUGUCUGAGUCAUCAACUGGACUCCAGAACAAAACCUUCCACUGUGAGAUCUGUGAUGUGCAUGUCAACUCUGAGAUCCAGCUCAAACAGCACAUCAGCAGUCGGAGACACAAGGACAGAGCAGCAGGUAAACCAGCCAAGCCUAAGUUCAGCCCCUACACUCCCACCCAGCGUCACCAGGGCUUCCAAGCAGUUCGACUGGCUUUGAGGAAGGAGCAGGACUUGACCAAACCUCUGGCCUCUUGUCUCUUACAGCACCAACUCACUGUUGCCGCCAUGGCAACACUGUCCCCCUUCCCCCUGCGGCCCACCUCUAACUCUAGCCCCGCCAUGUUUCAGAGCCAGCCCCUCCCCCCGGCCCUGCUGCAUCCCGCCCCUGGACCGAUCUGCUCCACACACACACCUGUCUUGUUCUCUCCCUACUGACCCGGCCCAACUCUCUACAGCUAAAACUGACCUGACCCAGUUGUGAUGAUACGACGGUGCUCACACACACCAACAAACACUAUGGUUCUCAUGGACCGGGACUCAACACUAUCUUCUGGGGUAAAAACCAGAAUUCUGUGUUUUGGAUCACAGUGGAGGAUGUAUAGAACAGGAAACAUGUACAAACAGAGUAUUUUCUGAUGAAUAUGUGUGCAUGUUUGUGUGUGAGUGUGUGUAUGUGUGUGUGUGUGUGUGUGUGUGUGUGUGUGUGUGUGUGUGUGUGUGUGUGUGUAUGGGUGUGUGUAUGUCCCAGUUUAUGAGUUUGGUGCAUGUACAGAUUUAGUCAUCAUGGAAGAACAUUUUGUACUGCAUGUUUGCUGCUGCAAUCCUGACAGCCCUGCGAAAGUCUCCAUCUCACCAAGUCAUUUUGUCUCAUAUUCAGUCUUAAACAUGGUUUUUCUUAAAACAAGUGGAAAAAAAUC